Molecule: messenger RNA, 498 nt
Organism: Macrobrachium nipponense
Lineage: Eukaryota; Metazoa; Arthropoda; Malacostraca; Decapoda; Palaemonidae
Exons: 4
Coding region: 1-498 (165 amino acids)
Source: RefSeq, a predicted model, not a curated record
AUGACAGAGAUAACAGAUAGUAAAGGAGAUGAAGCACAUGGGUUUCUAAAUGUGGAAAUGAGAGAAAACCAGACAUUUGCACUAAGAAAUGUUGAAGAUGUUGGACAGCAAGAAUGGAGAAAGGCAUUGGGAACGGAGGUGAAGCAAAAAGCUAAAAAGUCCUCUUCACCCACCUCCUCCUCCUCCUCCUCCUCUUCCUCCUCCUCCUCUUCCUCCUCCUCCUCCUCCUCCUCCUCCUGCCUCAACCUCUUACCUCUCAGAGUUCACCGAGGAAGUCCAUCUUCAUCCUCACUUCCUGGCUACAAAAGAACCCAGUUCCUCGCCGAGGUGAGGAGAAGCCUCCUAGUCAAGGCUGCUUCUUGUUCUUCUUCUUCCUCCUCUUCUUCAUCCUUCUCCUCCUCCUCUUCUCCUCCUCCUCCUCCUUCUCCUUCUUCUUCUUCGUCUUCUUCUUGGAUUCCCUUCGGCGACCACAUUUCGGAUUAUUCAAACUGGAUAUAA